Molecule: messenger RNA, 3355 nt
Organism: Cannabis sativa
Lineage: Eukaryota; Viridiplantae; Streptophyta; Magnoliopsida; Rosales; Cannabaceae
Product: disease resistance protein RPM1
Exons: 3
Coding region: 511-3204 (897 amino acids)
Biological process (GO): defense response to other organism
Molecular function (GO): ADP binding
Source: RefSeq, a predicted model, not a curated record
ACUCGAGAAAGUAGAAAUUAACAUAGGAUUCUCUUUAUCUAUGUAAUAUUUAUUAAUUAACAUCACGAGAACAACGAAUAUAAUCACUGAGUGGUCGAUUUAGUAUGGAUUUUAAUAAGAUUUAUCCAUAUUAAAUUACAACUAACAAAAAGUAAUAUAAAGUCAUAUUCUCCACAGAUAAAAAAAUGAAUAUCAUACUUAUAAACUCCACUAAUUUGUCUUGUAGAUAAAAAAAAAAUGAAUAUGAUACUAACUCCACUUCAAAAAAGAAAAAGAAGCCCAGUUUUGAAAAGCAAGUCUUCUUUCACUUUGUAACAAUAGCCAUACCUUUGUUUUCUUUUCCUUUCCUUUCCUCUACAUAUCCUUUCAUCUUGUAAACUAUCUUAUUUUCUUUGAUCUGCCAAGCUACAACUCCCUCAUGUCCAGUUAUUUCUUCAAUAUUCACUGAAAAAGACUAUCUCUUCUUAUUCUACAGUGGAAUUAUAUUGUAAUAAAGCAGCGGAGACGAAAAUGGCUGAGACGUUCUUAACUCCAGUCAUUGAGAGCUUGAUUCAGCUACUUAAAGACGAAGUUAGAUCCUUCAAAGGUGUCCAUAAAGAAGUUGAAAGCUUAAAGAAAGAACUCGAGAUCAUUCAGUCUCUUUUCAAAGACACAGAUGAGAGGGAGUUAGCCAGUAAUGCUGUGAAAAUCUGGAUGAAACAGCUCAGAGAACAAGCUGAUCACAUAGAGGAUGUUGUUGAUGAAUACCGAUGGCAUCUCGCGCAGGGUGCUACUGACAAGAGUGGAUUCAUUGGCUUUUUCAGCAAAAUAGGUGCUCGAAUCAAAGCUUUAAAGUCCCGUUAUCCUUUAUCUUCACAUAUUAAAGACAUUAACCAAUCUUUACGAAGAAUCAAAGAGACAGGCCAAGGAUUCGCCUUGGGUCAUUCCCUACAGAGAGUACAAGGGUCAACUAGCAAAAAUUCAUGCAUAGAAGAGCAAGACUUACGACUUGGUUCUCAUUUUGUUGAGCAAGAUGACGAAUACUUGGAUGUUCCUUUGGCUCACAAUAAAUUGAAAAACUCUUUGGUGGAAGGAAUGUCUGCACGUAUGAUUGUAUCAUUGGUAGGUGAAGGAGGAAUUGGCAAGACUACUCUUGUUAAGAAAGUCUAUGAUGAGGUGAAACACAAAUUUGAUUGUCAUGCUUGGAUCACUGUAUCUAAAUCGUAUGAUGUGAUAGCUUCAUUGAAGGGCACGAUGAAACAGAUUGGUUUAACAGCUGAAUGCACAUCUUUUGAUUAUGAUACGAUGAUCCAAGAAUUAAUUACACCGCUCCGUCAACACUUGGAGACCAAAAAGUAUGUAAUUAUUCUUGAUGAUGUUUGGGAUGCAGGGUUUUGGGAAAAGAUGAAAUAUGCUUUGCCUAGUAAUGAUAAUGGAAGUAGGGUUAUUAUCACAACAAGAAAUGAAACAGUAGCCCCUUGCGAUGAUGCUAUCCAAAGGUUGGAAAUUUGGUCUCAUAGUAUGGCUUUUGAGCUAUUCUGUAAAAAGGCAUUUAAACAUGACUUUAAGGGUUGCUGCCCUGAGGAGUUGGUGAAAUUAUCUCAUGAGAUUCUGAAAAAAUGUCAAGGCUUGCCACUUGCAAUAGGGGCUAUAGCUGGUUUACUAUCGAGAAAGAAGAAGGUCCAAUCUGAAUGGAGAAAAGUUCUUAAUGAUAUCGAUUUCGAGUUCAGAACAAAUCCUCAACUUUUAUGGAUUUCAGAGGGUCUUGUUCAAGCAAGGGAAACAAAGUCAUUACAGGAAGAAGCUAAAGGAUACUUGAAUGAGCUUGUUGAAAGAAGUUUAGUUUCAAUUGAGCUAAUGUAUGGAAGAGGGAAGGGGUGUAAAGUGCAUGAUUUGAUGCAUGAGUUCAUUCUAUCAAGAGUAAAAGAUUUAGGAUUUUGCCAAAUUUUGGCAAAAAAUAAAUUUGAAUUUGGAGAAUACAAACAUCGCCGCUUGUCAAUCCACGGAAGCAUACCACAAACUAUUAUAAAAACAAUUCAACAAUGCACAACUGUUCGCUCUAUCUUUCUCCAAAACUUCAAUGACGAUGACCAGUGGAAUGGUAAAUACUUUUUGAUUGCUUUGUUCAAAAAUUUAAAGCUUUUAAAAGUGUUGGACAUUGACGAUGGAACUCUUGAUUAUCUUCCCAAAGAAGUGGGAAAAUUGUUCCACUUAAGGUUAUUGGAUUUGAGCUUUUCAAAAAUUAAAGUUCUUCCAGAGUCCAUUGGCCAGCUACAUAAUCUACAACACUUGAAUCUCGAACGUACCGGUGUGGACAAGCUUCCCAAAUCUAUUGGCAAGCUUCACAAUCUACUUAUUUUGGAUCUUUGGAAUACCUUUGUACGUGAGCUACCAAAGGAGAUAAAUAAGCUUCGCAAUCUUCACAGUCUUUUUGCUUCUCAUAUGAAAUACUUUAUUGAGAUGGAAGAAGAUUUGUUUGGAGUGAAGAUACAAGAAGGAUUUGGUAAUUUGGAGAAUUUAGAAAUGCUAGAAUUUGUUGAAUUGCAUGAGGACGUGGGCGGGUUCACAAAGGAAUUGGAGAAUUUAAGCAAGUUGAAGACUUUGGGUGUGACUAAUGUGACUAAAGAAUCUUCCAGAGCUAUUUGUGCUGUUGCAGCGAAAAAGUUGAGUCACCUUGAAUAUUUGUGUUUGGAUACUAAAGAUGCUGAUGAGUUUCUAGAUUUGGAACCCAUUUCGUCAUCUCCUCCUCCUUUUAUGCAAUCGCUUGAAUUGUCUGGUCGAUUAAGCAAGUUUCCUCACUGGGUUUCAGGUCUCUCUAAUUUAGAGUCGUUCAUUUUAUGUAGUUCAAAAUUGGCAGUGAAUCCACUUAAAUAUUUGAAAGACUUGCCCAAUCUAAUAUGUUGUCGAUUGUAUGAUAAUUCAUAUGAAGGAGAGGAGCUGCACUUCGAGGAAGGUGGUUUUCCAAAGCUCAACGAGCUCCGCUUAAUAAAUUUAUCAGAGUUGAAGUUAAUGAAGAUAGAUAAAGGAGCAUUGCCUCUUCUUACUACACUCUUUAUAUGUUCUUGCCCACAAAUGGAGAGGCUUCCCUAUGGUAUCCAAUAUCUACCAAAGCUAAAAGAAUUUUGUAGCUGGAACAUGUCAGAAGAUUUUAUGGAUCAAGUGAAAGAAAAUGAGGGUCCUGAUUACUCCAAAAUUCAGCAUUUGCCAAUAUUGAAUAUUAAAUGAACUUUGUUCAUUAAAUUUAAUUGAGCUCAGUUGUCGCUUUCUGUUAUUUAUGCGUUAUGGGUGUUAAUUUUUCCUUUUGUAUUUGUUUGUAAUUUUACAGUUUCUGUUUCUUUUAACUAUUUAUAUUGAUUAAGGUUUGAAAUUGAUUAUA